This is a messenger RNA of Paramecium sonneborni, 1542 nucleotides long. NCBI's taxonomy places the organism in Eukaryota, Ciliophora, Oligohymenophorea, Peniculida, Parameciidae. The record is from the annotation of a GenBank genome assembly.
AUGAAUUUACCUAAUUAGUCUAAAAACCCUAAAAGAAUGAUGAAAACAUUGUUCAUAUCUUAACCAAUAAUAUUUUAAUCUAAAGGUUUAAGCAAAAGUGAUUAGGUUAUAGAAAUUGGUUCAGAAUCAACCUCUACAAAACAUUCUGCUUUUUAGAGUUUAGAAUCUUAAAGCUUAUAAAAGUAAAUGUAUGGAAUAGGAUUUAAUACAGAGAAAUUUAUUCGUGAUAAUUAAUAAUUAGAAGAAGAUAAAAAAAAAAAAAGAGUAUUAAGACCUGGAUAAAUAACUCCAUUAUAAACUAUGUCUUAAAAAUCUUCAAUCUAAAAUAUAUUUUAAGGUAUAUUUAAAACAUUUUUUUAGAGGCUGAAAAUGAAGAACGAAAAAAAUUUAUUGAUUAUACAGGAGGUCCUAGAUUUGAAAAUGAAAAAUAAGAUAAGUUGAUAAAAUACUCAGUAGUAGGAUAUUAAUAAUUUCUUAAAAUUCAUUAAGAAAAGUUAAAAUAAGAUUAAAAAAAAAAGAAAAAUCAGAAUAUAAAUAACGGAGCUACAGAUGAAUCUGCUACAGAAGAAUAGUUACCAUUAAAAACAAGUUAAUUUAAUGAAAAAAUAUAACAAAGUAGAAAAACACCCAAAAAGAAUAGAGGAGAUUAGAAAGUUUUCAAAAAAAGAGAUUUAGUAUAAAUAAUGAGAGAUACAGAAAAAAGAAUUAAAUAAAGUUAAAAAGAAUUAGAAGAAUAGGAAAGAAAAUUACCUUAAAAUGUAAGAAAUGCAAUCACUAGAGAAGAUAGAUCAAUAAAAAAACACGAAGUUGUAAAGACUCUGUGGGAGAAUGUUAAUAUUUAAGUCGCCUCAAAUUGUUUUCGUUAACCUGAGGAAACUAUUAUGGCUAGAUCAGAUUAAUAUAGAGAAAAAAAUCAAAUUGUAUAAGCUUUAGAAUUAUGUAAAGGAGAUGAUGAAAAAAAUAAUAGUCGUUACUGGUAUUUGAAAUUAAGAUGGUAUGAUCAUAAAGAUUCAAGACCUCCAUUUACAUUGUUGACCUAAAAAAAUUAAUAAUAAAGUGAUAGAAGAUUUGAUAAUAGAUUAACAAAUAGAUUUGUUACAGAUACUGAAGCAGAAAGAUAGGAUCAAUAAGAAUAAUUUGUUUUGUCUGAUAUUUAAUCAAAUUUCAAUGCAAAAUUAGUAGAGAAUCCUUUUAAAUAGGUUGAAACAGUUAUAUCUGAGUAAAAAUUAAAGUCACAAUAACUUUCUGGUAAAAGAUAAUUAUAAUAAUUAAGGAUCUCCGAAAUCAAAAUUAUAUUCAACCUAGUUGGAAUCAAUGUAUCAUUAGAAAUUGAAAGAUAAACCAAAAAAAAAGUUCGCUGAUUGUUAAGAUUAUUUAAGUAUAGUUGGAGAGAGUCAAUUUCAAAGAGAACUAAGAAUGUUAAAAAGAGAGUAAAUAUAGGAAUUCAAAUUAGCAGAAAUUCCAAAUGAAGAACAAGAAGUAGUGAUUAGUACAUGGAACAAAAAGAGUUUAGCUAAAUCUGGUGAGCAGAUGAUGUUUUGA